Messenger RNA from Cinara cedri, 3933 nucleotides. The record is from the annotation of a GenBank genome assembly. Lineage: Eukaryota; Metazoa; Arthropoda; Insecta; Hemiptera; Aphididae.
AUGUUGUUAAAAGUCAGUUGGGUAUUAAACCUUUUGACUUUUUGUGAUGCUUUCUCUAGACAAAAAAGAAUUGUGGGUGGAUAUCCAGCAUUAAUUCCAGAGGCUGAUGGGUUUAACGUAAGCCAACCUCAAAAAUUGAAUAAUAUAAUAUCAAUACAAGAUGAUUACAGAACUGCCACCAUAACAGGUACUGAAGAUCCAGAAGGAUAUUAUGCAUAUAAAGGCAUUAGGUAUGCUGAACCACCCACAGGGCGACUUAGGUUUCAGGUAAGAUAAAAUAUUUUUGAAUUUUAAAUGCCAACAAAAUAGUUUAGUGUAAAUCUACAUUUUUGAUAAAAUAGUUUUACUAUCAACUAGGUAAAUUUAAAAGCCACUAGAUGAUGAAAUAUUUUUAGAUAAAUUUAACAUAAAAUAAUUCAUCAUCUAGGGGUUUUAGGUUUAUAAAAAAUAUUUUGUGUUAACACUAGAACUCAUUCUUUAAAAAUAUUUGUUUUAUACAUUAAAUCAUCCCAACUAAGAUUAGACUGGUUUAUGCUCUAAACUAGCAGUAACCAAUGAGGCCUUUUUUAUAUACAAGGCCCAAUAUUUCUAGUUGAUAUAAAAAAAAGUUAUGUUAUGUUUAGUAAUAUGUACAAUAUUAUUAAAAAUCAAAGUAUGGAGAGGCCUAACAUAGUGUAAACAAUAAAUAUUGGGAUACUGCUUAGCAAAAUUAAAAAAAAACUUAAUAAUUUAUUAGGCACCUGUGCUUUUUUUGAAAUCAAUGGGUCUUAAAAGGUCAUAGCAAGGUAAAAUGUAUCCCUGUACCUACAUUAUAUACCAAAUAUCAGGUAUCAACAAAAAGUGCAAUAAUAAUCAAGGUCUCUUUUCAGUAAAACUUAUAUUAUGUGAAACGAUUAUUUGCUCGAUAGUCAUAUGAAGCCUUCAGUACCCAGUCCAAUUCUAAUCCCAAUUCUUACCAUCUAUUGAUCAAAUAAAAAUGCAAAGAAUAGUACUGUUACAGUAUAAAAUGUAUAACAUAGUAAACUUAUUUAAUAUUAUAAUUAUUUUUAAAUUAUUAUCUUAGUUAUGUAAAAACUAUCUUUAGGUUACUUUAUUUGCAGCGUCCAGUACUUAUUCGUCUUUCCGGAGAAGUUGAUGCCACUAAAUAUGGAGCCCCUUGCCCACAACCGAGUUUUAAUGGUAGUGGAAUAAUUGGGAAUGAAGAUUGUUUAUUUCUUAAUGUGUAUACUCCAUUGGUAUAGUUAUUAACUAUUUUCAUAAUUACUUAGUACAUGUUAUGUUUUUUGAACAAUUUUUUGUUACUAUAGAAAAAAGCCAACAAUUCCAAUCUUCCAGUAUUAAUUUGGAUACAUGGAGGUGGUUUUUAUAGUGGAUCAUCUUUACAAUAUGGGCCUGCUCAUAUAGUGAAAAAUAAUAUAAUUGUUGUUACAAUACAAUACAGACUUGGAUCCUUAGGUAAACAUCAUUAUUUUUUUAUUUCAAGUAAAAAAUAUUGCAUAUUAACAUAUAUUGUAAGUUUAUUAAUUUAUAUGAAUUAGGUUGGCUUACAAGUCAUUUAAAAGAUCUCCCGGGUAAUGUUGGUUUAUUUGAUAUGCGUGCGGCCAUUAAAUGGGUUAAAGAAUACAUAAGUUAUUUUAACGGAGAUCCAGAACGAAUAGUUUUAUCAGGCCAAGGUAGUGGAGCUAGUGCUGCCACAUUACUGACAAUGUCAGAUUUUACAAAAGGUAUACAUUUUAAAUUAAAAUAUUUAUGAAUGUUUUAAUACAAUAGUAUAUAAUUUUAAACUAGGAAUGAUUAGUGGGGUAUUUGCAAUGAGUGGCGGUCCGCUGUCAGCGUUUGCAGUUGAUCAUGAACCGAAAAAAACAUUUAUGAAUAUGACUACAUUAUUGGGCUGUGAUCAAAAUGGGCCAAUAGAAGUUAUUAGAUGUUUACAAAUGUUAUCAAUUCAAAAAGUUAUUAGCUCGGACUCUAAAUUUCAGGUUUAAUGAUAAAUUUAAUGAAACAAACAUUAUUUAUAUUUACUUACUAUAUAUUUUGUAGAGUACAAAACUAUUAAAAGAAGGAUUUUUGACAGGACUGGGUAGUUUGUUGAAUGUGGGCCCUGCUGUAGAAGGUAACAAUGACGGACGUUUUUUACCAUUUAUACUUCUAGAUUCACCUCUACGUUUGUUAAAGAAAAACAAAUUACCCACAAUACCAAUGCUUACUGGUGUUAAUAAGAUGGAAACUAAGUCUGAAAUAUUAGGUAAGUAUUAGAAAUAUUAAUAAAUAAUUUAAUAAUUUUCACUAUUUAGUGCAAUAAAUAAAGAAUAAAUCAAAAAUUAAAAUCUUAAAAAAAAUAUAACAAUAAUAUAAGAAUAGAUUUUAAAAUUUUUAUUAUAUAUUAUGUAAAUUCUACAAAUUGUAUGUUAGAAAAUAUAUUAUGUUAUAAUUUACUAAGUUUAUUUUUCAGGAAAAUUCAGAUUUGAAGUUUUAGACAAGUUAAAGAAAGUACCAGAAUAUGUUAACAAAGUAUUUCCACAUAAUGUGAUUAUUACUAAUACAGGUAAUAAAUGAAAUAUGUUUUAUCACACAUUAUCUGUAACAAAAUAUUCUACAUCGAAAUUAAACCAAAUAAAAUAAAAAGUGGACAUUUGCGUAAUUUUAAUAAUGCCAUGAAUUAUUAAUAUCUAUAGUGAAAAUAACAAAACAAAAAAAACCUACUUUAAUAGAAAACUAUAGGCCAAAUAUUUCUAUUUAAAAAAAAAGAUAUGUUAUACAUUUGCUGAAGAUUUGUUUAAUAUUUACACUAUAGGUUUAUUCAAAAAUGGAAGUGUAAACAAUGCUCUAAAAACAAUUUUUGAAAAUAAAGAUUACUUAAAAUUAGUAACAUCAACACUUGGAAAUGGGGCUCAGGAGAUUAGAAAAGUUAUGCAGGUAAAUUAAAAACCAAACUAAAAAAAAAAAAAAUAAAUAAAUAAAAAAAUGAAACCUUAAUUUUAUCAGGGCACAACAGAUGCACUAUUUAACUUGCCAGCAUUUUUUACAUCCCAUCUAUGGUCAAAACGAAGCAACGCAUACUUUUAUAGUUUUGAACACAAAUCUAAUGUUAAAUCUCCUGGAAAAUGGUUUUUGCCAAAUAUGUUGGAUGUUCCCAAUACAAAUUUGGCAAAAAAUGAUGCAUUUGAUAGUAAUGAUGUUGAAGAAAGUGGUAAAUAUUAUUUCAAGUAAAAUAUAUAAGUAAAAAUAUACUAAAUAUUUUUUUUAAAAAAUAAUAGGAGAACCAAGUCAUGGAGACGAUUUGAUUUAUUUAUAUGACGUAAGAACUAUUGAAGGUAAACCAAUUCCAGGAACUGAACUGAAAGACAAAAAAGAUAUUGAAAUGAGAAAUAAUUUUACAUCAUUAGUAGCAGAAUUUGUACGAAAUGGGUAAAUGUUAAAUAUUAAAAUAAAAUUUUUACAUGGUUUUAUUAAUAAGUUAUUAUUUUAGGAAACCAAGGUUAACAAAAUUGGGAGAUGAAUGGCCUUCAUUCACCUCAUCAAAACAAUCUGAUUAUGUUAUACUGGAUGAAAAUGCACGUAUUGAAAAUAAGUUCCGUUUUUGUGAAAUGGGAUUAUGGGGAGGUGUACCAGAUAUAUUACAAUCAUCAUAUUGCAAUUUACCAGGAAUAUCAGAUAUAUUAAAAACAGUCCCAGAUUUAUUACAAAAUGGAGUUUUAGGCGAUGUUACUGAAGGCACAGUCAAUUUACUAGAAAAUCCCUUAAACACCAUUGAAGGAUUAUUAAAAAAUAACAAUGGUAAUCAAAAUGGACUAUUAGGUGGAUUAACAGGAACAUUAAAACCAAAACAAGAAAACAAAAAACCUUCUGUGAAUACUCCGAAACCUUUAUUAGGUAUACUUGGAUAGUGUACUAAAAAAAUAUAAAUAUAUAUAUAUAUAUGUGUUUUCUAUA